Molecule: messenger RNA, 819 nt
Organism: Ipomoea triloba (trilobed morning glory)
Lineage: Eukaryota; Viridiplantae; Streptophyta; Magnoliopsida; Solanales; Convolvulaceae
Exons: 1
Coding region: 1-819 (272 amino acids)
Source: RefSeq, a predicted model, not a curated record
AUGCAAGUCUUAGGGGUGGAAGAGCCACUUAUGUGCAAAGCUUUUCUUCCUUCUCUAAAGGGACUCGCCCAAAAAUGGUUUUUGGCACUGCCAAGCCGUUCAAUUCGGUGCUUCAUUGAUUUAGCCGACCGAUUCCUUACUCAUUACGCCGUAAACAUCAAGCCGCAGCGUAAUCUUACCCACUUGAGCGGAGUCAGUCAAGAUGAGGGAGAAGCUCUGAAGACGUAUCUGGCUCGUUGGCAAAAGGAGGUACAAACUAUCGAGGGGUUAGACGAGCAAGUGGCUAUCACCUUUUUCAUGGAGUCGCUCCGAGCGGGCAAAUUGUUUAUUGAUCUUCACAAUGAUCGCCCAAAGACGUAUGUGGAGGCUAUCCAAAGAGCCAGUCGCCAGGCAGAUACAGAAGAGGCUGUGAGAGAAAAACGGCAGCGAGAAGCUGCCGGAUCCAGCACUAAGCGAUCACGACCUGAGUCCAGGAGUCGAGCAGAACCUGAGCGCCCUAGUCGCACAGAGGUUCGACGAGGAGCUGAGAGGGUGGGGGCUCCGCCCCCUCGCCUUACCGUGGCCCAACCCGUGCAUGAGGUAAAAGAUACCUUACCUCCCCCUCCGCCUCUGAAACCUGGAGAUCAGCCCGAGAUCUUACCUCCGGGAGGGGCCCCGUCGAAAUACUGUCGAUAUCACCGAUCGACUACACACACCACGGAGGAAUGUUAUUACCUGCACAAAGAAAUAGAGGCCAUGAUACAGAAGGGAGCUCCACCUCCCCCUAAUCAAUGGAGGCGGCAUUCGCGCUCCGAUAAAACAGAUUCGCGCUCCGAUUGA